Molecule: messenger RNA, 1727 nt
Organism: Melanotaenia boesemani (Boeseman's rainbowfish)
Lineage: Eukaryota; Metazoa; Chordata; Actinopteri; Atheriniformes; Melanotaeniidae
Product: zinc-binding protein A33
Exons: 6
Coding region: 283-1386 (367 amino acids)
Molecular function (GO): protein binding
Source: RefSeq, a predicted model, not a curated record
CCAGUCAUCUGUGUCUUUCCCACCCCUCCUUUCCCCACUUUUAAUGGAUCCAUAUAUUCUCAAGUCAGGCUGUUGUUUCUGAUCACCAGUGCUUGUCUGCUUAUUAAUUUUCUGUUUGUUUGGAUGUAUGUCCUUGUCUGAUGGCAUGUGUGUUUUUCUCCGUCUCACUGUUUCCUGUCAUUGAUGUGUUUUAAUGUCCUUCACUUUGUCUCUCCUACUUUCUCCCCUUCAUAACUUAUAUUUGGGUUUCUCAGAGAUAGUUUUGUUUAUGUUUUGCUGUAUAUGCAGAAAUCUGGAAUGUACCAGAACCACACCAAAGACACCAAUAACAACUGUAACAAAAGACUUCUCUGUGAUCACAAGGAAAAGCUUAUCCAAGCUAUUAAAAGAAUCAAGCAUGAGGUAGAUGAAUGCAAAGAAGCAGAAAGAGAUACGUACAUAGACUCGGUGGAAGUAGAGAACAGUUUUGAUGAGCUGGAACGAGAAAUCAGAGCCGAGUUUCAGAACCUCCACCGCUUCCUGGAUGAGGAGGAGUGUAAGGACCUGGAGCGACUGAGGAGGGAAAAACAGAAACAAAUGAAGUUGCUGAAGGAGAGGGAAAAGAAGAUAGCAGCUCAAGCAAGAGACCUCGAGAAUGCGAUCACUGUGCUCAACAGCAAACUAACUGAAGAGGACAGCCCCAAGCUGCUCAAAGAGAUUCAAGAGCUCAUAAAAAGGUCUCAGGUCAGCGUUGUUCUUCCAGCAGAGGUGGACACAGAAGUUCGUUCUGGACAGUUUGUGGGUCCCAUUCAAUACAGGAUAUGGAAGCACAUGAAAAGCUGCCUCUACCCAAAUAUCACAUCAGUCACCUUUGACCCUGAAACGGCCCACCCUAACCUGUCCUUGUCCCAGUCCUGCAAUGCAGUUUGGUUUGAUGAGGACAAAGACACUUCCGACAUCCAGGCCAACCCACGUCGGUUCCACUAUUAUUACUGUGUACUGGGCCACCGGUGCUUUACCACCGGCCGACACUACUGGGAAGUGGAGGUGGGCAACAAGACAGCAUGGAGGCUGGGUGUAGCCAGAGAAGAUGUUUCCAGAGGUGAGAUGGAUGCUACAGGCACAUCCAGCGGCCUCUGGACACUGGCUCUGAAGGGCGGAUCUAUCUUUGCCUGCACUGACCCAAGGCCUACUAAAGUCACUGUGUCCCUCCGCCUUUUCCGCAUCGGUGUGUUCUUAGACUGUGAGAAGGAGGAGGUGGCUUUCUAUAAUGCUGUUACCAUGGCACCUAUUUACACGUUCUCCAUGGGAACUAUCAUGGUUCCCCUGUUCCCCUUUUAUAACCCAUGUGACGCAGAUGAAGGAAAGAACACUGCACCACUUAAGAUAUUUAUACCUUCACUAUAAAAAGCAGUUCAGACCAGCUUGAACACAAGUGGUACAAAUAAAGAACAAAUUUCUUAUGAAAAUUGUAUUUUUCAAUCACAAUGCCAAACAUUUUGGGAUUCUGACUGCUGAUCUGAAAAAAGCAGGAUAUUAAAAUAUAUCACUGUAGAUGUUAGUAACCUUUUGUUGGCAUUUCACAAACAAAUCACUUUAGAAAAUAAGCAGCAGACUUAUGUUAGUUGCAACCCUUUAUACUGUAUGUGCUCCCAGCCUGCUGAAAAGGGGUUGUAAAGUUCAUCACUUUUUUGAAAGACAAUACAAGUUGCUGCUUUAUCAUAAAUUAUUUCCUGCUUUCAAUAAAC